Molecule: messenger RNA, 8504 nt
Organism: Pecten maximus
Lineage: Eukaryota; Metazoa; Mollusca; Bivalvia; Pectinida; Pectinidae
Product: sacsin-like
Molecular function (GO): Hsp70 protein binding
Source: RefSeq, a predicted model, not a curated record
AGAUGACCAGUAUGACCAUGUUGACUCCAGCCUUCCUAGCCAACCUUCUCAGGCGGAACAGCUCGUAUGAAUACUGCAGCACAGCUCAGAAGCUCCAUCUGCUACAAUAUUUGCUGUCAGAACAACAAUAUGAAUCCCUAAAAGGUUUAAAACUAAUGCCACUGGAAAACGGCAGUUUUGUGAGAUUUGAGACAGUUGGCUGCGUUUAUAUGUGUAGUGAAAAAACAGCGAAGCUGAUCCCUGGGUGUGAAGAAAAUAUUGUAAAGUUGCACCUUUCUGAGGAAAUUGAAAAACACCUGCAACAGAUCAAAGACAACGGUACAUUCCAAGUAAAGGAUUUGGACAUCUAUGGAUUUGUUACGCUACUCCAGCAGUGUAUGGACCGUAAUCUCACAGACAGUUUUCAAACCAAAGUUUGGGAUACCGAGAUGUCUUCACUUCCUAAAGACUGGCUGGAGAAAGUCUGGUCCAUGCUGGCUGAACGGUCUUUGAUUGACUUCGAGAACCUACACCUGGUGCCAGAAAAAAACGGCAAGUACUAUCAUCUUCAUAGACUAUCGAAAUUAUUGAUUGUGAAAUCAAAUAAUUCCUACAGCCUUCCAGAAGAUCUGUGCAGAUCUAUGGAUCGGUUUUCUGUCACAGUCUUACCUGAAAAAUUCAUCAGUUUGAAAAGAAAUUCAAUAUUGAUGAAUUCGGCAAGAAAAGCUGGAUUCGUACCUACUUGUUGGGGAGAUUUAAGAAAACCAUCAGAACUUUACGAUCCUACUAUAAAGCAUCUGAAGGAAUUGGUAGACGAUGACUCCAUGUUUCCAGCAGAACCAUUCUCAUCACCAGAAAUUCUGGUUGGAUUACGUAUGUUAGGUUUGAAAACAUCCACCCCAUCCAGCGAUCUGAUCAACAGCUGUGUCAUUAAACUGGACAGAAAAGUAAGAGAAGGACAAACAUCAGUUUUGGACCAAGCAAACGCGGUGAACUAUUUCCUGAAACAACAGCCAAAUAUACUGAAUGGGUACCCUCUUAGGGACAAAAAGUUCCUUGUACCAAUGCACAGACCGACUAGUAGCUAUCCCACUGUCCUGCCCUGGUGUCCAAGUAAACACCAACUCUGUGCACCGGAAGAAUGUCUGCUAGCAACCACACAGAAUCAGCGAAUCGUUGGGUCUGCCAUCCCACUCAUUUCCAAAGAAUCGUAUGACUAUUUGAGGAUAACUUUUUCGUUAGAUGAACCAGAUGUUUCGGAUGUGCUUAAACAUCUGUUACAAAUCAAGCAAAGCUAUACAGUAAGGAACAAACCUGACUUGUUACCGUGUAUCAAUGAGGUAUACAACUUCCUAUCAAAACAGACGAGCACAUGUACAAGGCGGGAGAUAAGGGAAUUCCUUUCGACCGAAUCUUUGGUUUUUACAGGUGAAUCGUUUGUUGAAGUAAACGAUGUUUACACUACUCGCAGCCAAGAAGACAUCCCGCUAGAACCUUAUAUGUACUGUCUACCUUCAGAAUUUCUAUGCAUCAAAGACUUUUUUGAAGCGAUCGGUUGUCAUGGGAAACAAACUGUAGAAGUUCUUGAUAUUGUUCAGAAGAAAAUCAAAGCUAAGCAUGAUAGCCAAGUACGUGGUUCUAGGAAUGAUACGGAAAAGGACUUGAACAUAACUGUUCAAAUACUGACAUUAUACAAACGAGAUCCCGAGUGUGUUGCACAUCUAGAUAUCCUGUUUCCAGUCCACACAGGGUCUGAUUCAAGUCUGCAACUGAUGCCCGCGUCUGAGUGUAGAUACAGUAAUGAAGAAUGGCUGAAAACAAUGGCAGAGGAUGAUGAAGAAACCAUUCACUAUGUACAUGCUAAUAUCCCGUCACACACUGCCCAGGUCCUUGGUGUUCGUUCACUGACAGAGGGCCUUUUGAUCGACACAGAAGCUAUAGAACCUUGUGGUCAACAUGAAGACCUAACAGGGAGAAUCAGAGGCUUACUAGAUGGCUACACGGAUGGCCUGUCAGUACCGAAGGAGCUUAUUCAAAAUGCUGAUGAUGCCGCUGCCACAAAAGUAUGUUUCCUGUAUGACGAGCGUGAGAACAUGGAUUCAAGAACACGACUUAUAGACCAGAACAUGGCUGGGUUUCAAGGUCCUGCGUUAUGGACUUAUAAUGAUGCACAAUUCACUAAAGCGGACUUGCGAAACAUCACCAAACUAGGAGGAGCAACCAAACAAGAGGACGACACUAAAGUCGGGAAAUUUGGAUUAGGGUUUUGUUCCGUGUAUAACUUGACUGAUGUCCCAAGCUUCAUAACAGGCAGUGACAUCGUCAUUUUUGAUCCCCACUACAAGUAUUUAGGCAGUGCUAUUAAAGGGAAGGAACCAGGGAUUAAAAUCAACCUCAAAAGUAUGCAGAAUCAGAAGCUUGUUAGAAGAAUGAAAAAUCAAUUCCAACCGUUCAAUGGAGUAUUCGGCUGUGAUAUGGGAAAAGACUCAAUGGUAUAUGAGGGAACACUGUUUCGGCUUCCCUUGAGGACAAAGGAACAGGCAGGGAAAAGCGAAAUAAAGGAUACAGCUUACUCACAGUCAGAUAUGAAGGAACUUCUUUACAUGCUGAUGGAAAAUGGUGGAAACAUGCUACUAUUCACUCAAAAUGUAACAGAAAUAGAAGUGUAUCACUUGGCAGCAAAUGCCACAGAUCCGAGUCAGAAAACUCUUAUCUAUAAAGCUACGAAAGAUAUGGUGAGUUCAAAUACUCGGAACAUGCAGACUUCAGAUACAUUUAACAUUCUAAAAGAGAUAUCAGCAUUGUAUUUACCUGUUCGACAGAACGAUGUGGAUAUUGUAUCAACAGAGAAAAUUAUACUUACUGAUAUUAACAUACAGACGGAAGAAGCUACAAUGCUUAACAUGUCUUCUAAAGUGCAAGAUGCACAAACAUCUACUCGAUGGAUUAUCUCCUACGCAACAGGUACUUCGAAAUGUCUUGACAUUUCCAAGCAGACAAAUGGCGUGCUACCGCUGGCCGGCAUCGCUGUUCCAGUUCAGGUGAAUGAACACGAUGUUCAGAUACUGUCGUUGGAUAAGAUGCCAUUCGGAUUUUACCGGACGGGACAUUAUUUCUCCUUCUUACCACUUCCCAUUGCAACAGAACUUCCGGUUCAUAUCAACGCUACUUUCGCUGUAGCACCAGAUAGACGCUCGAUAAUGUGGGGAACAGAGGAUGAUAAAAUAGAAUUGUUCAAACCUCGAUGGAAUCAAGCACUAAUGACCGAUGCGGUUCCCAAUGCAUAUGUUUCUCUCCUUGAAAAACUGCACAACUACAACGGUAUCAACGACGAAGAAUAUAUGAACUGUUGGCCGAUAUAUCCGAAAAGUUCCGUUGAACUACAGAGCAUGCAGAAGGCAUUUCUGAUAAAACUUGUGAAUGAGAACCCUAAAGUGUUCAAGAGACAUGAAGUAUGGGCUGAAUUUCAAGAAUGCAAGUUUAUCUAUUCAAAACUUUUCAAAUCAAAUGAAGAUAUUGUCUUCAAAGCUGCGAUUCAUUUCUUGGAAACUAACAAACCUGAUGGGCAAAAGGUCAUCAGAAUGCGACAGGAUCUCAACAACGCCUUUAGCAACGCUGGCCUUGAAAGUACCAUCCAGACAAAAAUAUGUUCUGCAGAGGAAUUCUUCAUAGAGGUGCUUUUCCCAGAAAUUCUGUCAGAUUAUUGGGAACCAAGAGAAAGGAAUAUGCUUGUUAUGUUUGCCGUAGAUAGCAUCAGUGCUAAGACUAAGGAUUUGCUUCAAAAUUCAAAAUGCAUUCCUAUAGAACCGACAGGAGAAUUGAAAUGUCCUCAAAAUCUGGUGCAUCCUGAUAGUAAACUGAAGAAUUUGUUUACAACGAACGAAGGACGUUUUGUUCACAAGGAUAUGAUAGAAGCUGGGAUCAAGGAGAGAAAGGAACAGCUGUUAACUGUUGGAAUGAUAGUGGAUAGGUUACCAAACGAUCUGAUCGUAGACAGAAUAGAGAGUAUACAGGGACUUUCACAAGAUGUGGUAGGUGUGCUGUGGAAAGGUCCGUAUGAUUCACCGCUUAUUGAACAACUUAAAGACCUACCAUUCCUACCAAUCCUGAAGAAACCCAAGGACUGGACAUUUCCUUGGAAAGCAGAUUGCUUAUAUAUGGAGAACGAUUUAAAAAUGAUAGAAAAUGAGAACUUCUUUGAAUGCAACCAUGUAACAAAAGAAAAUGUACAGUUUGCAAAGCCAAAGAAUGUUUAUCUGACCUCAACUCAACAUCUCGUUGGCUCACAAGAGUUUGUCAUGGACAUGUCCGGCUACACAACGGUAGAUCAUUUGGGCGUCAUCGGAAAAAAAUAUGAUGACAUUCCGGUCAAAGUCGUUUGCCAACAUUUGGUUCAGCUUUGUGAAAGCAAAAACCAUAUAGAGAUACCAGAAGAAUCAAAACACUUACUCAAUACAAUUUGCAACACAGUUUACAGUUUUCUGAAUGAAAGAAUAGUAAACGAAACUGUUUCAGAAGACGAAAGCAAAUGCAUAGAAGAUUUGAAAGAACAUGCCGUCUUUUUUUGCCACAAUGUUUUUGUGAAGCCAAAACAAACGGCCCUCCGUAUAACAAUGGAUUGUGAACCUCAUCUUUUUGGAUUGCAGAACCAUCAUCUUGGAACUAGAUGUAAAAGUCUGGUACGUACGCUUGGAGUAAAAGACCAGUUCACUGCUCAUGACAUUUCAAAUGUGAUGUUGGAAAAGCAAGAUGUGAUAGGAAAUAGGCAGCUAACAGAGGAGGAAUUGGAGCUUUACAUAAAACUCAUCAAAGUCUUGGUAAAUUGUAUGGAGCGUCAGAAAAUUGAUUACCAUGAGGUUUCAGCACAUUUGUGCAUUCCAGAUAUAAACGGUUUUCUGUUACCUACUGCUGAUCUCUGUCUGAAUGACAAUGAGAAGAUAGGAACAACUGAAACAAUGAAAUUUGUCAAUGGAAAAAUUGGACCAGAUUUCGCCCGGACACUCGGUGUUAAGGCCAAAAUAAAACAACACUUCUCAGAUAAUACUUGGACCAUACCUUUUGGACAAAAAGAAGAGAUUACUACGAGGAUAAAAAACAUCUUGCAAGAAUAUCCUUGUGACGAGGGUAUCAUGAAAGAACUGCUCCAGAAUGCUGAUGAUGCACAAGCAACAGAGCUUCAAUUUAUCAUAGAUUCAAACACCUACUCUUCCGAAAUGGUGUUUAAUGAUAAAUGGAAACCACUACAAGGCCCUGCUCUUCUUGUAUUCAAUGACAGCACGUUCAGUUCCGAGGAUAUUCAAGGAAUCCAGGACCUAGGGAUAGGCAGCAAAGGGGAAGAUCCAACAAAAACUGGACAAUAUGGUGUUGGUUUCAAUGCUGUAUACCAUCUUACAGACGCGCCUUCCUUCCUAACAAAAGGCCCUGAUGUUAAGGGAGGUGAAACAAUGUGCGUCAUGGACCCAUGCUGCCAGUUUUUAUCAAAUGCCACAGAACAGCGACCAGGAAUACAGUUUGUGAAUUUAUCUGAACACAGAAAGCUAUAUCCAGAUGUUUUCAAAUGCUACCAUGCAGAUAAGCUUUUAUCGGACAGAGGAACAGUUUUCAGAUUUCCACUGCGGUUGGAAGACAAAACAAUACAUCAUUUAGCAGGUCCAAUGUCUUCAGAAAAACUCGAGGAUUUGUUCAAAACAUUUGAGAGGGAACUUUUACAAACAUUGCUUUUUGUGAGAUCAGUAAAGACAAUUUCCUUGUCAGACAUUUCUUCUGGUCAAAGAAAGACUCAGUAUAAAGUUCAAGCUAUCAUCUCUAGAGGGGACGAGGAAAAACGAAAAGCUUUCGGAAACUAUGUACGGGAUAUUAACAGUAAAAUAAGAGACAAAAAAGAUUUAUCAACUGUACAAAAUGAGAGCGUGUCUUACAACGUCACCGUGGAAGACAGUAAUGGUGUUAAAAACACUUGGCUGAUUGUGCAACAGAUUGGUUUCGGAGAUGGUGACAUCCCCACUCAAGUAACAGAAGCAUGCAAAAGAGGAGAACUGCGACUUUUACCGAUAGGUGGUGUAGCUAUUCUUUUAUCAUCGCAUAAAAAUUAUGGAAGAUGCGUGGCAAAGCAAAAACACAGAGCAUUCUGUUUUCUACCGCUGCCAUUAACAACUGGUCUUCCUGUCCAUGUGAAUGGACAUUUUGUUUUAGGUGGAGACACUAGAAGUAAUGUAUGGAAUGAGGAGAGGAAAACGUUUAGAUGGGACUGGAAUAAACUUCUUUUGGUUCGGGUCAUACCUAUUGCCUAUCUCAGAGGUAUGGAGAUAGUGAAACAAAUGCUUCUGACGGAUGAUAGAGAACCCGGUCUUGUCAGAAAGACCAAACAGCUUGAUGAUUUAUUUCCUAUUUUAAAGGAUGCAAGCGAUGAAAACUGGAACUUGCUAGCGAAAGAAAUUUUGAAUAAGAUAUAUGAUGGCCGUCAUGAAUUGUUCUACUUAAAUCGUGCACAUGGAAGCAGUGUCAGUGAACAACAACCAUUGUUUGUGCCUCUACAGCAGUAUGAAGAACCCUUUCCUGCUCUAUUUAACACCCUAGCCGACGCAAAAGUGAUGCAUUUGGAUAACUGGAAGAAGAGAAAGCAAAUGAAGCAGAUUAUGCAAGAUAUUGGUCUGAGGCUUCUCGAUUCACCAGUCAAAAUUCUACACAGUAUGAAAGAUGCCGGAGUACCCGUUUCAGAAAUAUCCCCGACAAUAAUUUUGGAAUUUUUGAAAUCCUUCAGCAGGACAGAUAUCGAACACAAAUGUAACAUUGUGAUUCGGGAAGAUGGCACAGACUUGUCAGAUACCAGUCUUCAAAAUGUGGGAAAUGUGCUUAGAUUACUAGAAUACUGCAAACGCAGUGACGAGUUCACCUCGGGGAUUAUUGGCGUGCCCUUGUGUUUGACUCAGGAUGGGAAACUACGAGUGUUCAAGGAGGACAGUGAUAUAUUCUGCAGUGAGCAGUUUUCUAUGUUACCCAACUCCGCAAAUCGGUUUCUUCAUCAUUCAUUAGUUUGUCUUCUUGAUGAAGACGAAUUACAAGGAACAAUAUUCAAACUUUUUGAUAUCCAUUCUUUUGCCGUGUACUUGUCAGAAAACUUGAGUCCUGAAAAGUUUAGGAAUCCCGGGAAAAUGGUGGACUGGUAUCCCAAGAAUGAACACAUUCCCAAUUCAUCAUGGAUCUGCAAGGUAUGGGAGUUUUUGGUAGAACAGGAAGAGAAAGGCGAUUUAGAAGAAGCUUUGAGGAAGCUUGGACUUCCCCUCCUUGAUACAGAUAUAUUGGAUAACUCAUUUCUCUCAGCGCUGUUACCGCAUGACAAAAAACCGGCUAUGGUUUUGAACUGUUUAUUCCGACACUGCACUGAAACAGGAUUUCAAAAUAUUUCAAACAAGACUGCUGACGUUAUUUUGGAAUAUUUUGUGAACAAUAUCAAGGAGGUACGGAAGCUUGAGAAUUGGAUAAUGAAACUGAAGUCACUUCCGCUGCACCUGACAAUACACGGGGAGCAUGUGUCACUUGAGUUGGAGAGUAAUGUUCUGGUUCUUCCAAAUCAAAUACCACCAGAUGGGAUUAAAGAAUGGGGUCGAUCUUCACGAACACUGCUUUUGAAACAAAACCUUACGCUGCAGCCAAUGUAUGAUGCCUUUGAUUACACGGAAAGUAGUGUGUACGAUGUUUACACAAGUCAUAUCUUGGCCAAUGUUGAUUGUCUUCCCAGAGAAAGCAUUCAUGUCCACUUGAAAUACAUCCGGAAUAUCCUUUUAUCAACAUAUGAUGGUCAAUACGGGUCCGAACAGAAAAACUUGAUUGCUGCCCUACAGAAAUCGAGAAUUUUUUGCACAAAAAGAGAAGGACUCAGACGUGCAUCUGAACUGCAUAGCCCGCAUGUUAAACUUUUUCGGAUCAUGAACAAUGAUCAGCUGCGCUUUCCAAUGGCACCUUAUGCUGAACCAGCAUGGCGAUUAUUUAUGGAACUCAUUGGUAUGGUCACGGAAGCAUCUACUGAGUUGAUUAUCCAUUUUGCUCGUCAGAUUGAAACAGAAGGAAGACAUACAAUUACGGAUGAGGUGUCGGACAAAUGCAACAAUUUACUUGAAUGCAUCUGGCGUAUCGACAAGUUAGAGAAUAUGGAUUUACUCUCAAGAAUUCGGACUAUAAAGUUCAUUGUACCAUCAACAAUAUCUAGGAAAAAUCAGAACAUUUACCCACAAUUCCAAUCCGGAAAAUUAAUGUCAUUUGAAGGAGCUGUCCUUAAACGGCACACAUAUUUGGUCUGGAGUAGCUGUAACAUCCUUCCAGACAUAGCUGACCCAUUCAUUCACUAUGGCAAGAAGAACCCGGAUGCAGCAGCAAGACAACUCAAGGUGUUCUCAGAAAAACCACCAUUUGAAAAGGUUAUUCAGCACACACAAAAUAUAUGUGAUGCACUGAAAGAACAGUGUGAAAAGAAUCACUGGCGAAAGGAGGGUAUAUAUCUUGAAAGUUUGAUGUGCGAAAAUCUAUAA